AUGACUCUUGACGUUGCAGAUGAGUGCACCGAAAAAGAAAUCGAUCCGUCAGCCCAACAUCAGACAAACCAAACGGAUAUUCGUUUAGUGGAGAGAAACUGGCAAAGGUUUUCGUUCAUUCUAGAUCAAUACCAAGAGCAACUACAUUUGAUCGAUUCACACCUCGAUGGACUACUCACUAAAAUCAUCAACAUCAUUCGAGAGGAAGUGCUGGAUUAUGAGGUGAAACAUGUGGCCUUCCGAUGCCUCUACUUUAUAUCGAAAGUCAGGGGCUACAAAGUUGUAGCAAGACAUCUUCCUCAUGAGACUGCCGAUCUGGAGCCUUUGCUACAUUACUUGGAAAACCAAGACCAUGGUGUGCAACUAAAAUGGGAGACUCAUUACAGCUUGUUUCUCUGGCUCAGCAUUGUAGUUAAAAUCCCAUUCCACCUUCAGCGAUUUGACACCAGCACUUCAGAGCCAAUCAUGGAAAGAAUUCUGAAUGUCUGUAAGAAAUACCUGGCUGGGACAACAAAAGCUCAGGACAUGGCCUUUUAUGUAUCGGCAAUCUAUCUUACAAGGCCUGAUGUCAAAGAUUCCUAUCUACCAGGAUUCAUCAAUUGGGCUCAUGAGGUUCUUACCAAAGAUAGUGCUCAGUUCAAAAAAGGAGUUCUUUCAACGUUGGCCGGCGUAUUCAAACAUGGGCAAAGAGAACAAAUGAUGGAGCAUGCACAUGCUGUGCUGCGUACAAUCCUGACGAUUAAAUUCCAACCGUCAGAAUUGCUUAUACAGUUAAGAAACCGUUGGUGAAGCUGACGCAGCGAAUAGGUUUGAUAUUCUUGAAACCUCGAGUUGCCUCUUGGAGAUACCAGCGGGGCAGCAGAUCAUUAGCUGCCAAUCUGCAACAGAGCCAACCCGUUGAGACUAAAGCAGCUAUUUCGGUGAAUGAUGAAGAUGACCACGAUUACGACGUGCCGGAAGAAAUCGAAGAAGUACUUAACGAGAUCCUGCAAGCCCUCCGAGACAAGAACCGUGAAGUCCAGUACUCUGCAGCAAAAGGCAUUGGGCGGCUGACCAGUCGCUUAUCAAAGAACUUUGCCGACCAG
Molecule: messenger RNA, 1085 nt
Organism: Daphnia pulex (common water flea)
Lineage: Eukaryota; Metazoa; Arthropoda; Branchiopoda; Diplostraca; Daphniidae
Product: tubulin-specific chaperone D-like
Exons: 7
Coding region: 1-789 (262 amino acids)
Biological process (GO): microtubule cytoskeleton organization; post-chaperonin tubulin folding pathway; tubulin complex assembly
Cellular component (GO): lateral plasma membrane
Molecular function (GO): GTPase activator activity; beta-tubulin binding
Source: RefSeq, a predicted model, not a curated record